UUUGGGCUUCUCUUGGGUUUUCAGCUAUGUAAGUAGUUCAUGAGGAUAAUGAUAUUUGGUGGUUUUGAAGUAAAUGUCAGGGAAACGGGAAAAGCUAAAUAAGUAGAUAAAUCUGUGUCUAAUGAGAACAAACUGUAUAAAAGUGUGCUACAGCUGAUUGCUGUAGAGCUGAUAAAAAUGACGUACAGCUAGGCAUCCUUGAGGUCUGAUUACAGAAGUGAAGCUGGGCCUCCUCACCUAGAUUUUAUUUAAGGACCACACCAGGGCCUUCUCAGUCCUUAGAAGAAAGACUGGCGUGGGGAGAUGCGUUCCCUCUUAGUUCUCCCCAGCCAUGGCACUUCCCAGCAAACUCCUGUUUGGGUUUUGCUGCUUCGCCUGGCUCUGUUUUCUCGCUAGCCUCGGCUCUCAGGCUUCUAGGGGAGAAGCCCGGACCAGAGCCAGUGCAGCUUUGGAGUCUGAGGCAGAUCCUUGGUCCUUGCUGCUGCCCGUAGAAGAGACAGACAGGUCAGGCCUCUUGCCUCCCCUCUUUAAGGUCCUGUCUGAUAGGCGCGGUGAGGCCCCUAAGCUGCAGCCCGACUCCAGAGCACUCUACUACAUGAAAAAACUCUAUAAGACGUAUGCUACCAAGGAAGGGGUUCCUAAACCCAGCAGAAGUCACCUCUACAACACUGUUCGGCUCUUCAGCCCCUACACCAAGCAAGAGCCGGCUCCUGGCAACCAGGUGACAGGACCCCUGCCGAUGGUGGACUUGCUGUUUAACCUGGAUCGGGUGACUGCCAUGGAACACUUACUCAAGUCAGUCUUGCUAUACACUCUGAACAACUCAGCUGCUUCUUCCUCUGCUGUGACCUGUGUGUGGGACCUCAUGGUAAAGGAGCCCAUGCCUUCUGGCAAGGCGCCCCCUAGAGUGCCAUACACAUUUACCUUGAAGAAGCACAGAUGGAUUGAGAUGGAUGUGACCUCCCUCCUUCAGCCUCUGGUGGCCUCCAGCGAGAGAAGCAUUCACAUGUCUGUCAAUUUUACAUGCACGAAAGACCAGGCCCCAGAGGACGCUGUGUUUAGCAUGCCUCUGUCAGUGCCCCCCUCGCUCAUCUUGUAUCUCAAUGACACCAGCGCUCAGGCCUAUCAUUCAUGGCACUCUCUUCACUCCACCUGGAGGCCUUCACAGCAUCCUGGCCAGGACAGUGCGACUGCUCAUCCUGUGAAAGAGGAGGCUGUGGAGGUCGAAAGAUCUGCCCGGCACCGUCGAGGACAGAAAGCUGUCAGCUUAGCAACCAAGAAGCCACAUCUUACAGCAUCCUUCAAUCUCAGUGAAUACUUCAAACAGUUUCUUUUUCCCCAAAAUGAGUGUGAACUCCAUGACUUCAGACUGAGUUUUAGUCAGCUCAAAUGGGACAACUGGAUCGUGGCCCCACACAGAUACAACCCUAGGUACUGUAAAGGGGACUGUCCCAGGGCGGUCAGGCAUCGGUAUGGCUCUCCGGUGCACACCAUGGUCCAGAAUAUCAUCUAUGAGAAGCUGGACCCCUCGGUGCCAAGGCCUUCAUGUGUGCCUGGCAAAUACAGCCCCUUGAGCGUGUUGACCAUUGAACCUGAUGGCUCCAUUGCUUAUAAAGAAUACGAAGAUAUGAUAGCCACUAGGUGCACCUGUCGUUAGCAUGGACCCUCUACACCAACACCCUGAAACCGUCUGACAGAGCAAGCCUGUAGGCUUUGGCAUGCCUGGGCAGAGAGUGUCAUGUGACCAGUCACCCGUGUCACUCAGUGCACAUUGUGUGAGGGGGGAGUGUGUGGAUGAGUGUGCUGUGUGUAGCAUCUCUGGUGGUAAAUGACACACACUGGUUGUUGCCACAAACCAAGUGAAAUGUUUGUUUGGAGGUCUUCCUUUUUCUUCUCUUGUGGUCAUAAGUCUUGAGUGGAAAUGUAGCUGUGAACACUUUAGAGUGCUGUGGUUUUAUGUAACAGAUGAAUAAAUACAUUCCUGUUGGUGGCAUAAA
Mesocricetus auratus (golden hamster) is the source of this 1997-nucleotide messenger RNA. It is a transcript of the gene Gdf9, whose product is annotated as growth differentiation factor 9. Gene Ontology annotation, cellular component: extracellular region. NCBI's taxonomy places the organism in Eukaryota, Metazoa, Chordata, Mammalia, Rodentia, Cricetidae. Gene Ontology annotation, molecular function: growth factor activity; cytokine activity. The record is from RefSeq and is a predicted model, not a curated record. Bases 332 to 1657 code for a protein of 441 amino acids. Gene Ontology annotation, biological process: SMAD protein signal transduction; BMP signaling pathway. The transcript has 2 exons.